AUGCCCGGGAGUCCCAGCGCAUUCCGCAGUAACUCCCCAGCUCCGGCGGUCCUGGCUCCGCUCCUCUCGCCCGCGGGACUCGUAGCCCGGGGUCCGGGAGGAUGCGGGGUCCGGGCCGCAGGUGUCCCGGGCGAUGCCUCCUCCCUGGACCGGGCCGACCAGCCGGCGGCGGGCGCGCUCAUUUAUAACAGCUUUGCUCAGUUCCUAGUCAAGGAGAAAGGGUACGAUAAGGAAUUGCUCACUGUGACUCCUGAGGAUUGGGAUUUCUGUUGCAAAGGUUUAGUAUUGGAUCUGGAAGAUGGAACCUUCAUUAAACUUGCAGAUAAUGGCACUGUGCUCAGGGCAAGCCAUGGCACCAAGAUGAUGGAUCCAGAGGUGCUGGCAGAGACAUAUGGCAAGAAGGAGUGGAAGCACUUUGUGCUGGACACAGGCAUGCCUUGCCGCUCAGGAAAAUACUAUUUUUAUGAUAACUACUUUGACCUGCCGGGAGCUCUUCUUUGUGCCAGAGUGGUGGACUCUUUAACAAAGCAGAACAGUGGUCAAAAAGCAUUUGAUUUUUGGAAGGAUAUAGUUGCUGGUAUACAACACAAUUUUAAAAUGUCAGCUUUUAAGGAAAACUGUGGACUAUAUUUUCCCGAAAUUAAAAGAGACCCAGGCCGAUAUUUGCACAGUUGUCCAGAAUCUGUAAGAAAAUGGCUUCGACAACUUAAGAAUGCUGGGAAAAUUCUGUUGCUGAUCACCAGUUCUCACAGUGAUUACUGUAGACUUCUGUGCAAGUAUAUCCUUGGAGAUGAUUUUGCUGACCUUUUCGACGUUGUAAUUACAAAUGCAUUGAAGCCUGGCUUCUUCUCCCAUUGCCCGAGUCAAAGGCCUUUCCACACACUUGAGAAUGAUGAGGAGCAGGAGGCGCUGCCAGGUCUGGAUAAACCUGGAUGGUACUCCCAAGGGAAUGCUGUCCAUCUUUAUGACCUUCUGAAGAAAAUGACAGGCAAAGCUGAACCCAAGGUGGUUUACUUCGGUGACAGCAUGCAUUCAGAUGUGUUUCCAGCCCGUCACUAUAGCAACUGGGAGACAGUCCUCAUUCUCGAGGAGCUCCGAGGGGAGGAAGGUGGGAAGCCUGAGGAUUCAGAGCCUCUGCAGAAGAGAGGAAAAUAUGAGAGACCAAAGGCAAAGCCUCUAAAUACUUUAUCUAAUAAGUGGGGCUCUUUUUUCAUUGACUCAAUUUCGGGACAGGAAAAUUCCGAAGACUCCUUGGUUUAUACCUGGUCUUCUAAGAGAAUCAGUACUUACAGCACAAUCGCCAUUCCAAGUAUUGAAGCCAUUGCAGAACUACCCCUGGACUACAAAUUUACAAGAUUCUCUUCAAACAAUUCAAAAACAGCUGGCUACUAUCCAUUGGUUCGUUAGCCUUUUGGUUCACUGCACCAGUAUUCGUAUUCAAUGAUAAGACACUAAAUUGUCUUUCCCAAAAAAAGUGAAGAACUUCUAUGCAGCAAAUAUACUGUAAAAAUGUUUUCAGAAAUAUUGUAAAAUUCUUUAUAGGAACAAGUUUUUAAUGAAAAUUGAUGCAAAAAUUGGUAUUUAGAAAAUACAUCUCCUUUUAUAUAAAUCA
Molecule: messenger RNA, 1612 nt
Organism: Dipodomys ordii (Ord's kangaroo rat)
Lineage: Eukaryota; Metazoa; Chordata; Mammalia; Rodentia; Heteromyidae
Gene: Nt5dc1
Product: 5'-nucleotidase domain containing 1
Exons: 12
Coding region: 1-1407 (468 amino acids)
Molecular function (GO): 5'-nucleotidase activity
Source: RefSeq, a predicted model, not a curated record